This is a messenger RNA of Laccaria bicolor S238N-H82, 1743 nucleotides long. RefSeq lists its product as uncharacterized. NCBI's taxonomy places the organism in Eukaryota, Fungi, Basidiomycota, Agaricomycetes, Agaricales, Hydnangiaceae. The record is from RefSeq and is a predicted model, not a curated record. The transcript is spliced from 11 exons. The coding region runs from base 1 to 1743 and encodes 580 amino acids.
AUGUUCUACCCACUUGAAAAUCUCUUGCAAAUUGAACUUGAACACGCUGCCUUGUCACCUUUUAAAUUCAUAAAAUACACAAAAGAUAAUAUUCCAUCUGAAGGAGAUAUCAAACCUGUUGUGACUCGCAUCCUUAAGCCUCAAUUACUGCCUGUCUUUUUCACGGAUGAUGAGAACAUACCCUUUAUCUGUGUCACUCUUUUACUCAUUCCAGGCAGUCGGUUUUUGUUUGAUGAUACGAUGCAACACAGCAUGCACCUUUGGGACCUCGGAAUUCAUGCAGGGAUCCCAAUGAAACUGUCCCCUAUAGCAGUGCUUCCUACAGCACCAGGAUCCUUUGUCAGUGUCACCAGCCCAACUCCAGAUGGUCAUGGAGUCUAUGUUUGUAUUGAACAAAUAAGCUUGAACAUGGACAACCGUGUGUCGAUCUACGAAAUAUACCCAUCCUCUCCAGACGUAGCUUAUCGUCUCACUCAUUCCUUGAAGGUCAAAGGGACACUUGAUAAUGCAUACAUCUACAAAAACACACUGGCCUGCAGUUAUUGUGACAAUCUCAUCACGGUCUGGGAUUUUGUCGAAAACAAGGCAAUCAGUUGGGAGUACAAUCAUGUAAUACAUCAACCAAAUGGUGCUAUACUCUUUGCUGACACCCUCCUUCUCGUUGAACCUGGGAAAUUGACCAUCUGGGACGUGCUGAGUUCACUGUAUUUGCUGGUAUCAGAUGAUACGAAGGCUGCGGUCAUCCAGCUCCUUCCCAGAUUGGAAAUUCAUGCACUAUUGACAGCUCAAUCCCUUCGAGUUUCUCCCCCUAGUCAAUGGCUUUCUGCAGGACAGUUGAGACUGCCUCUCUUUGGCUUGUGUAGCCCAACACCCGAUGCUUUAAAUGCUUCUAUGCGAUACUACACCUUCAAAUAUGUUCCUAGCAAUCUUGAUUACAAGACGUUUGAUCCACAACAAGUGGGCAUUGGCUCUUUUCCCAUUUCAACAAUGUCCCUGAACUUUCUACAACAUAUACGGUUUUGUGGCAAGUCGCUUGCCUUGACGUGGCAGGCCAAUGGCAACAUAAAUAUCAGCCUUAUGAACAUGCCACAGGGUGAUCACGAUGGCAUGGCCACCCCCGCCACUCGACGUCUCUUCAACAGGGAGGAGUACCCUACCCGAAAGCGUCUAAUGCUUCCGGCGGUGUUCAUUCAAAGUGACUAUCCUCGGACCUUGACCAAAAUGAGCUUCAACAUUCCAGCAGAGGAUCACUCGGAAGUUGUACAUAAUAUGGGCAAAGUUGAAUUAUAUGACUGGAGGUGGCCAAAGAAACUAAUCAGUAUGAUAAAUGAGCACUUCGGGAAUAAAGGCGGCAAAGUUUUCAUUGACACCCCCACUUCUGUGGCAAUUAGUCAAAUUCAUCCUGAACACCAACACCAGGCUUGGGCCUCAAACUGGAAGGUUUCAUCUUUAAAAAGCGCUUCCAGUCAGCUUCGGCAUCAUGUUUGGAAGUCCGGUCUGGUUAUUGGCCCCCCAGUGGCCCUAACCGAGACUGAGACUGCCUCUCAGCGAGGCGGCAUGUGGGUGAAACACCGCCAGGCAUCACUUUGGGCAAUGUGCAAUGACCUGGCACGUCAAUGGACAUGCCAGGUCAUUGUUGUCCGUUGUUGGGCUGGUGACAUGGCAUUGCCAUGUUGUCAUCAUGCUUCACAACGAGCCCAAGAACGUCAAAUUCCGUUAGGAAUUGGUUCUUCUAUAAAAUAA